AUGGAGUUCGUGUGCGAAAACGACAGGAGUCUUACUGUCACUCAAGUGCAACAGGUGUUGGCGUUGCCUGGUAGCCAGGCGCGGCUGCCAUGCGACCUUGGCGGCUUGCUGAGUGCGUCUGGUUUGGAGCCAUCGCUCAUCAGCUGGACCCGCGGCCCGUCGGCCACCGCGGAGCCCCUCUACAGCGUGGUACGCGCCGAGGGCGUCGCACUAGUGCAGGCCGACCACCGGGUGACUCCGGCCUGGAAAGAGCGCUUCCACUUCUCUGUCUCUCGGGGUACACUGUCGCUGGCUGACGUGUCGCCGCGCGACGCUGGGCUCUACGUGUGCCGCGUGCGGUUCCAGCACGCUAUUGAGAGGACAUCGCGCGUGGAGCUCAUCGUAGUGGAGCGCCCUGGAACUCCUGUGCUAAAGUUUGACCCAGAGGCACCUGGAGGGGACCGCCUCAGAGAAGGAAAGCGGUUGCGAGUGCUGUGUGAAGUGGUCGGAGGCAAGCCGCGGCCCAGCCUGCGGUGGAGUCUCUCGCUUUCGGGCGGGUUGCAGCCCACGCCUCUUGAGGCCACGGAAGGCUCGUCAGACGCCCGAGACGGCGUCACGCGUAGCUGGGCGACGUUGGACAAGCUCCAAAGAUGGCACCACGAAGCACGGCUCACUUGCCAGGCUUUCAACUCUGAACUUGUGGCGUCUCCGAGCUCCUCCCUCCGCCUCCAGCUCGAACUGAAGCCGGCACAGGUGCGCAUCAAAGGAUCGCGCAGUCCGGUGUCUGCAGACGUGGAGGCUGUGGUCGAGUGCGAGACGACGGGUUCCCAGCCUCCAGCCAACAUCAGCUGGCGGCUGGAGGAGACGCCCCUGCGGGAAGCCCAGGUGCUGGCAAGGGGCGCCAACGGCACGGCCAGCUUGCUCCGCUGGACGCCGCGGCCACAGGACAACGGCCGUCGGCUCAUCUGCCUCGCUAUGAACGAUCGCUUUCCGGAAGACGUCAUUGACGACGCCUGGCGGCUCGACGUACAUUACAAACCAAUCGUGGAGCUGCGGCUAGGACAGGGCCUGGACUCUUCCGGCGUGCAAGAGGGCCACGACGUCUACUUCGAGUGCUCGGUUCGCUCGAACCCGUCGGUGAGCGAAGUCACCUGGAGCCUCGAUGGCCGGCGGCUGAGUGGCGCCCGCCUCAUCGUGAGCAACCUGUCGCUAGCACUACGGCAGGUGACACGCCAUCAGGCUGGCCUCUACAGCUGCACUGCGCAGAAUUCGGCUGGACAGACCGUCAGCAACUCCGUGCGGCUGCGAGUUAAACACGCCCCCGUGUGUGAGCGCGAGGAGGGUGCGCUGUUCCUAUCGGCCAUGGAACAGGAGGUGGAGCUUCCGUGUGCCAUGGUGGCCGAGCCACCGCAACUCGUCUUCUCCUGGUCCCUGAACGGAUCCCUGGGAAAAAGAGAGCUCACAGGAUUCCAAAGCCACGGCGCACGCUCCAGCUUCAAGUUCCGACCCAAGUCUGAAGUGGACUACGGCACCCUCGAGUGCACGGCCCGCAACAGCGUCGGAUCUGCAAUACGGCCGUGCAUCUUUCAUCUCCUGCGACCUCCAGGUAACUCGUGGCUGUCCCGUAAGUGGUACAACUGCAGCGUCUGGAAUGCCACGUCAUCCGCGGUACAAGUGGUCUGCCAGAGGGGUCCCAUUCCUACUGGUGCUGACCCGGGUGCAUUGGUGGAUGGAGAUGCAGGUGAAGAGGAACCGCAGCUGACUCUGGAGCUGCGCCGCCCUCUGUCGGGCACAGCAGGAGGUGCCAACACAAGCCGUGCAAGCAGCAGUGCCGCCUGGAGCAGAACCCAGUCCGGUCGGCGCUCCCUCUGGCUGCGCGGCCUGGCACCAGACUCGCCGCUCGAGCUGCUGGUGUUUGCCGACAGCCCCAGAGGGCGCAGCCAGCUCGCCGCUCUCAGGGCUCAAACUCUUCCUGAGGCUUCGGCGGCUCCAGGGAGCAGUGGAAGAGCCCAAGAGAGGCGAACAAAGCAGCAGCCCUUGCUACCUGACGCCAACCAGAAGGAGGAACUGCUUCCGGACGAAGAAGACGCCAGUCAGGAGCAAAGGGGCUGCUGUUCGCCGCUCGUGACCCUUGCGUGCGCGCUUUCUGCAGCCUUGGUAGUGCUACUCCCAGCUGCAGUAUUCAUCGGUCUUCGUCUAAGAAAGAAAUACUAUCGCCGGCGAAGGCGACCACCGGAAAUAUACAGCCUUCAAGAAGUCAAGUGACAAACAGCUGUCGAGGCCGAAAUCGUCGAGUCUCCUCCCGACGUCGAGCGUCAUUAAUGCGCACGUGCUGACUGGGCGGCGCCCGAAACCAACUGUCUGUGAUGUAGCAGUGAUGUGAAUGUGGACGUUUUUCAAAAAGAAAACGCCCGUGCAGCGCUAUAGACGUGAGUGACUUCAACAGUGCGGAAAGUGUAUGGAAGCCGUCGGUCAGACGACGGCAGAUAGCCGCUUCACGAGACAGCGCUACUUCAGACGACACGCGUGAACUUUCCUGCAGUAUUGCAGAAACCACGCACUAUUAAUCAUGAUGGACCGUUGGGGUUAUUGCGCGGGUCGAACUGUUGGGGUUGCCUUUUAAAAGAGUAAUAAUCAGAUGCGUGAACAGCCCUCAACCAGAAUGUUUGAACUUGCUUCAGAGCGUUAGCGUAAUACAACAGCGCUCGCGAGCUGUUCAGACGCUGCUCUAAACAGUGUUUGCCUAUUGCGCGUCUUGAUGGAGCCGUAACAGUGCCUGUUUGCGGUUGUGGUCUGGAGUGUGUUUUCUCUCAGCUGGGUCUUCAAUUUGCUUCCACAGUGACACUGCUCAUGUGUAGUAUAAGUAGGGCUGACGCGGCGUAAUCGUAUGCUGGAUCGUCAUGCGGUGGGACCUGUAAAUUGAUUGCCGAGUUUCUUCUGAGCCUCUACUAUGUACAUUGACAUAAAUCUCACUGGCCAGAUGUGAUGGUGGCCUGUUAUAUUUUCGUUGACAUGUUGAAACCUCUCAUGUUGUUAGGCACAUUGUCAUGUCAAAGACGGACAAGCGAACCCGGUUUGCGGGUAAGUGUGCUGUUUUAAUGAGGGCGCAUAUUAUCCUGUCAUUGCUGUAAAUAUUUAUGUCACAGUGAUUUCAUGUAUAUACCAGUCUCUUCAGUGGAAGCCUUACGUAUGUCAGGGCGAACUCCAAUACCGCAUAUUCUAGCACAUUAAGAAUGCAGAAAUGUUUUUGUGAGACAGCCGCUGGGCCGAUUCCAAUAAAGUUUGUUGCAUUUGAUAUAGAAACUGAAAUUGUAAAUUGUCACUUUAAAAUUCAGAAUUUCGAUAUAUGGCAUGAGAUGCUUAAGAAAUAUUGUAAUAAACGGGUAAAGUCAAACGAAAAGAAGCCCUCAUUGUAUGACCUUAUAGCGCUGCAAGAAAAAGACAUCGCAGUUCUUUCGACGGCAAGUUUUGGAGGGGCUAAAGCUGACUUAUUUAAUGUGUCAAUUUACAGCGUAUGCGAAGCUGUUACAACUUUUGCGUUGGUUUUGCAAAACUAUAUUCCGAAAUAAAUGGCUUAUUUGAGAGCACUUUAUCGCAUACUAAGAUUGUCCGUUAGAGCUUGUCGGUGGGGUGAAAUGUAGAGACACUUGGUACAUUUCUGCAAUCACGAAUUUACAGUCGUAAAAUUCAUACUUUCGUUUUUUCGAAGUUUGGAAAUUUUGAAAAGCUUCUGUAAAAAUGAACACCUGAAUAAACAGUUACUGUGGUGCAGUUAUUAGAUUUCUAAUUUCUCUUUCGAAUACGACAAAUAUAAAAAAUUGGAAGCGGUGGUUGCUGAAAUAUUUUUCUGCUUUUUCAUGUAUAAAGACAGGAGCACUGGAGCUGAAGUUUCCUCUUAAUGGGCCCCUCAUCAGGCCAUAUUGCGAAUAUUUGCUAUAUACCGGAAGUUGUAAGGACCCGUCGAGGGAGCGAUCACCGAAUUUCUCUUUUUUUCCGAGUCGGUUUGUUAUUAGAGGAGCUAGAAGAAAUCGAACCGUCCUGUCAACAUGCCGCACGGGGGCCAGCUUCACUGCCAAUGCAGACAUUCUGCCCUUCUGUCUCGACAAGCGCCCGCAAGCGACGUUACUCCCCUGCAUUCUCCCAUGUCCACGUGCCGAGGGACUGCGCCAUGUUCCCGUGACGAGCUCUACCUUUUUUUCUUCUCUUCCUGCAUUGCUUCGCGGCAGAUUUCAAGUCGUGCUAUUGCACCUUCAGCAUCAGAUGACUGACCGAAGUCACGCAACGUAGCCAGUAAUGUUUCAAGCAAUGCGUGUUGCCGAGUGAAUUCAUACGUACGGUCUCCACACUCAGUCGAAGCCCUGCUUCCUCGCGAACAAAGGCGCGCGGCUUUCUGUUCGAAAUUUCGACCGUUUUCACGCCGCGUUACCGCUUCAAAAUUUGCAGACACGAUUCCCACAACGUCAUCCACGUGCCACGCUUCUGCCUUUGGAAUGCCCAAACCUGGUGAGGGGCCCUGUAAAUGACGGGAAAGUGUGCAGACUUAUCAAAGCGUUAAGUGAAUUUUGUACAUAGGUGUCGAUUUGUUUACGCGAUAUACGUAGAUCGAGUUGCUUCAUGAUGGGUAAGUGCGUCGAGACCCUGGCACAGGCUGUCUGAUGAGCCUGCAGUGUUUCUUCUCCGUUGUGGUCGUUGUUGUUGUUGUUGUUGUUGUUGUUGUUAGGCAGUGUAUUGUUCGCUGCCCUUUGAAGAGCUACUCGAAAUUUCUCAUUGCCGGCUGCAUUGCUUUACUAUCUAGUACAAAAAAAUAAUUUGAUCACCGUGGUUUUGACAACUGUUCUUAUUUACUGAGUUGCCAAAAUCUCUUCUUAGAGUCUGAACGAAGAAAUAUGUAAAUAUACACAUCUUUAAAGCAAUUGAAGGAAUGAACAAGAAGUCUUGCAAGGCUUCUCUCGCACUUCCACUGAAAGAGGUUUAUCGCGGCUGGCUUAACGAUGUAGGCACACAGCAACGCGAAGUGUGAUUUUAACGGUUAGGCAUAAGGAAACGAAGUGCUUCAUGAUUUCUGUGAGAAAAUAUGAAAUAAAGUUUCGAC
Molecule: messenger RNA, 5071 nt
Organism: Rhipicephalus sanguineus (brown dog tick)
Lineage: Eukaryota; Metazoa; Arthropoda; Arachnida; Ixodida; Ixodidae
Product: hemicentin-2-like
Exons: 13
Coding region: 1-2244 (747 amino acids)
Source: RefSeq, a predicted model, not a curated record